UGCGGCGGUCUGAGCGCGCGCUGCUGUGAGGAUGGAGGAUCCCUCGCGCUCCCCCACUGAGGGGGGGUCUCCGGUUCCGGGGCGCGUGAAACAGUCGGACAGUAACACUAGUUUCCUGAGGGCAGCAAGAGCUGGGAACGUUGAGAAAGUUCUGGAGCUUCUAAAGAGUGGACAAGACAUCUCAACCUGUAACCAGAAUGGGCUGAACGCUCUUCAUCUGGCUGCUAAAGAAGGUCAUGUGGAGCUGGUGGAGGAGCUGCUGGAGAGAGGAGCAGCGGUGGACUCAGCUACCAAGAAAGGAAACACCGCCCUCCACAUUGCCGCAUUGGCCGGGCAGAAGGAGGUGGCGAAGCUGUUAGUGAAAAGAGGAGCAGAUGUCAACGCCCAAUCACAGAACGGGUUCACUCCUCUGUACAUGGCCGCUCAGGAGAAUCACCUGGACGUGGUGCGCUACCUGCUGGAGAACGGCGGCAACCAGAGCACAGCCACCGAGGAUGGUUUCACUCCGUUGGCCAUUGCGCUACAGCAGGGUCACAACCAGGUGGUCUCUCUGCUGUUGGAGUACGACACUAAGGGUAAAGUUCGGCUCCCUGCGCUCCACAUCGCCGCCCGUAAAGACGACACGAAAUCCGCGGCCCUGCUGCUGCAGAAUGACCACAACGCUGACGUCCAGUCUAAGAUGAUGGUGAACAGAACCACUGAGAGCGGAAAGAGUGGAUUUACUCCUCUCCACAUUGCUGCUCAUUACGGAAAUGUGAACGUUUCUACACUGCUGCUGAACCGCGGCGCCGCCGUGGACUUCACUGCCCGGAAUGGUAUAACCCCUCUCCAUGUGGCCUCUAAAAGGGGAAAUACCAACAUGGUGGCACUGCUACUGGACAGGGGGGGGCAGAUUGACGCUAAAACCAGAGAUGGACUGACUCCUCUACACUGUGCAGCGCGGAGUGGUCAUGACCCAGCAGUGGAGCUCCUGUUGGAGAGAGGAGCUCCAAUACUUGCCAGAACCAAGAAUGGAUUGUCCCCGCUGCACAUGUCCGCUCAGGGUGACCAUGUGGAGUGUGUGAAACACCUGCUGCAGCACAAGGCACCCGUUGAUGAUGUCACUCUGGACUACCUGACUGCCCUUCAUGUUGCCGCCCACUGCGGCCACUACAGGGUCACCAAACUGCUGCUGGACAAGAGAGCCAAUCCCAAUGCACGAGCACUGAAUGGUUUCACUCCACUACACAUUGCCUGUAAGAAGAACAGAGUGAAGGUGAUGGAGCUGCUGGUGAAAUAUGGAGCCUCCAUCCAGGCCAUCACUGAGUCUGGUCUCACUCCAAUUCACGUGGCAGCAUUUAUGGGUCACCUCAACAUUGUGCUGCUAUUACUGCAGAAUGGAGCUUCACCAGAUGUCUGCAACAUUCGAGGUGAGACGGCCCUCCACAUGUCUGCGAGGGCGGGGCAGAUGGAGGUUGUUCGAUGUUUGCUGAGGAAUGGAGCUCGAGUGGACGCCACGGCCAGGGAGGAUCAGACGCCGCUCCACAUCGCCUCCCGGCUCGGUCAGAGCGAGAUAGUUCAGCUGCUCCUGCAGCACAUGGCUGACCCAGACGCCGCCACCACUAACGGAUAUACACCACUACACAUCGCCGCCAGAGAGGGACAGAUUCACACCGCCGCUGUACUGCUGGAGGCUGGAGCCUCGCACUCACUCGCUACCAAGAAAGGCUUCACUCCUCUCCAUGUUGCUGCUAAGUAUGGAAGCUUGGAGGUGGCCAAACUUCUGCUGCAGCGCCGAGCCCUGCCUGACGAGGCCGGGAAGAAUGGUCUCACUCCUCUGCAUGUUGCCGCUCACUAUGAUAACCAGCAGGUGGCGCUGCUGCUGUUGGAGAAAGAUGCCUCUCCUCACACCACGGCCAAGAACGGUUACACCCCUCUGCACAUCGCUGUGAGGAAGAAUCAGCCACAGACCGUACUGGCUCUGCUGCAGAAGGGGGCAGAGCCUGGCUCAGUGACCCUGCAGGGCGUGACCCCUUUGCACCUGGCUGCUCAGGAGGGUCACUCGCAGAUGGCCACACUGCUGCUGGAGAAGGGCGCUAAUUCUAACGCUACCACCAAGAAUGGACUGACUCCUCUCCACCUCUCCGCUCAGGAGGACAGAGUGAACGUGGCUGAAGUUCUGGUUAAACACGGUGCUAACUUAGACCACCAGACGAAGUUGGGUUACACCCCCCUUAUUGUGGCUUGUCACUAUGGAAACGUAAAGAUGGUCAACUUUCUUCUGCAACACGGUGCGAGCGUCAACGCCAAGACCAGAAACGGCUACACUCCUCUACACCAAGCAGCUCAGCAGGGAAACACUCACAUCAUCAACGUUCUGCUCCAGCACGGGGCGAAGCCUAACGCUGUUACCAUGAAUGGAAACACCGCUCUGUCCAUCGCAAAGCGUCUGGGCUACAUCUCCGUGGUGGACACGCUGAAGGUCGUCACAGAGGAGAUCAUCACCACUACCACCACGGUGACAGAAAAGCACAAACUGAACGUACCAGAGACGAUGACUGAGGUUCUGGAUGUUUCUGAUGAGGAAGGAGAGGACACUAUGACCGGUGAUGGUGGUGAGUAUCUCAGAGCGGAGGAUUUGAGAGAACUAGGAGACGACUCUCUAACUGGACAAUACCUGGACGGCGUGAGCUACUUCAGCCACAACUUGGACAGAGUCCAUCAGACUCCACCCCAUCUGGCUUACUCGAGAGAGGGAGUGCUGAUUGAGGACAUGAUAACCAGCCAUCAGGUUUCUGCUCUCGCCAAAGAGAGUGAGAAAGACUCGUAUCGGCUGAGUUGGGGAGCAGAGCACCUGGAUAAUGUCGUACUGACCAGUACACUGCUGCACUCUGGCCGGUCAACUCCGUGCCUUGACCAUGACAACAGCAGCUUCCUCGUGAGUUUUAUGGUUGAUGCCCGGGGUGGUGCCAUGCGCGGUUGCCGUCACAAUGGCCUGCGCAUCAUCGUGCCACCCAGGAAGUGUUCAGCACCCACACGGGUUACCUGCAGGCUGGUGAAGAGACACAGACUGGCCACCAUGCCCCCUCUGGUGGAGGGAGAGGGAAUUGCAGGCAGGAUCAUAGAGGUUGGACCCACUGGGGCACAAUUCCUUGGAAAGCUGCACCUGCCCACAGCUCCGCCCCCUCUGAAUGAGGGCGAGAGUUUGGUCAGCAGGAUCCUGCAGCUCGGCCCACCUGGAACCAAAUUCUUAGGGCCAGUGAUUGUGGAGAUUCCUCACUUUGCGGCUCUGCGUGGUUCUGAGCGUGAGCUGGUGAUUCUGCGCAGUGAGACGGGUGAGAGCUGGAGGGAGCAUCACUGUGAACAUACAGAAGAGGAACUCAACCAGAUCCUUAACGGCAUGGAUGAGGAGUUGGAUUCACCGGAGGAGCUGGAGAAGAAGCGAAUCUGCCGUAUCAUCACUCGUGACUUCCCACAGUACUUUGCGGUGGUGUCCCGGAUAAAGCAGGACAGUCAUCUGAUCGGUCCGGAGGGUGGAGUCCUGAGCAGCACGCUGGUUCCACAGGUGCAGGCCGUGUUCCCUGAAGGAGCGCUGACCAAGAGGAUCCGAGUAGGCCUACAGGCCCAGCCUAUUGGGGAGGAUAUGGUGAGGAAGAUUCUGGGGAAUAAAGCUACGUUCAGCCCCAUCGUUACUCUGGAGCCCCGAAGACGGAAGUUCCACAAGCCGAUCACCAUGACGAUCCCCAUCCCCAAGAGCUCCACCAAUGAUGGAACCAGCAUGUUUGGUGGGGACACGCCCACCCUGCGCUUACUCUGCAGCAUCACAGGAGGCACCACUCCAGCGCAGUGGGAGGACAUUACAGGAUCUACUCCUCUAACCUUCAUCAACCAGUGCGUCUCCUUCACCACCAACGUAUCAGCCAGGUUCUGGCUGAUUGACUGCCGUCAGACUCAGGAGUCAGUGAAUUUCUCCACGCAGGUUUACCGUGAGAUCAUCUGCGUUCCCUACAUGGCCAAAUUCGUCAUCUUCGCCAAAACGUUGGACCCCAUUGAGGCGCGACUGCGCUGCUUCUGCAUGACCGACGAUAAGAUGGACAAAACCCUGGAGCAGCAGGAGAAUUUCACCGAGGUGGCACGCAGCAGAGAUGUCGAGGUUCUGGAAGGAAAGCCCAUCUUCGCCGACUGCUUCGGAAACCUGGUGCCUCUGACCAAAAGUGGGCAGCACCAUGUGUUCAGCUUCUAUGCCUUCAAGGAGAACAGACUCUCGCUCUUCAUUAAGAUUCGUGACACCGCGCAGGAGCCCUGCGGCCGAUUAUCCUUCACCAAGGAGCCGAGGACUUACCGCAGUCUUACCCACAAUGCCAUCUGCAACCUCAACAUUACACUUCCUGUUUACUCAAAGGAAUCUGAUUCAGACCAGGACGUUGAUGAAGAGAGCGACAAGACUCAUGAGAAAUUGGACUGGCAUGAUGAUGCUGAUCGGAAGGAAGAGACACUGGCCAUUAUUGCUGACCUUCUUGGUUUCAGCUGGACAGAGUUAGCGAAGGAGCUGGAGUUCAGUGAAGAUGAAGUUCAGCAGGUUCGUUCUGAAAACCCAAAUUCUCUGCAGGAGCAGAGCAAUGCUCUUCUACAGCGCUGGGCCGAACGAGAGGGAAAACACGCCACUGAGGACUGCCUGAUAAAGAGGCUGACUAAAAUAAACCGCAUGGACAUCGUCCACCUCAUUGAGACACAGAUGAAUAAGUCUGUCCAGGAACAGACCUCCAGAACAUAUGCUGAAAUCGAGAGAACACUGGAUCACAGUGAAGCGCUGUCGUCGGUGCAGGAGGAUGUGGACAGUCCUCGGCUGGUCAGGAGAGUGGACGUUUCCUCUCAGAGACACCCUCCCGCCGUCUCAGAGGAGGACCUGUCAGUGGCCUCUCUGCUGGACAUCCCGUCCUGGGCGGAGACGGUGGGACAUCCGCACUCGGAGAGCAUCCACGGAGACAUGCUGGAGGAACUGGACAUCACUCAGGACAGUUUUACUAAUGCAUGGGCAGCUCAAGAGGUCAGAACUGAGUCUACUGGCAAAUCUGAACACAGCGAACAAGGGGAUGAAGUCCCGGAUAUUCCUCUACAGCCUGUGACUGAGGAACAGUACAUUGAUGAACAGGGCAACUUGGUGAUUAAAAAGGUGAGCCGGAGGGUGAUCAAGCGUUGUGUGUCUGCGGAUGGUGUGGAGAGAGAGGAGGUCAGGGUAGAGGGACGUCCUGCAGGACCCAUUACAGUCGGUCAGACAGACUCCUGCUCUAAAGUGGUGAAGAGAACUGUGGUAAAGAGUGAAGGAGACCAGACAGAGGUAACGUUCUGUGAGCAAAAUACGGCGGCAGGCAACGUGGAGGAGAAUGGCGGGGGUCGAGAGGUCACUCAGACGGUGCGGACAACGGUGGUGAAGGGUGAAAGAAUGGAGAAACGACUGGGAGACCCUCACCUGGCCACAGACCUGCCCACCGCCCAGGACGACUUCACACAGGGAGAAGAUGAGCAGUACUAAGUCUCUGAAGCGAACUGUGCUGAAGGACGUUCGAGGGAGGCUGCGGGUGUUUGUUGAACAGCUGGACCGCCCUCAUCGUCACCAUGACGACCUGCAGCAACACGUCCGCCGCCUCGUCCAGCACUACUGCGGCCGGGCAGAGGAGGAGGAAGAGG
Messenger RNA from Colossoma macropomum (tambaqui), 5667 nucleotides. RefSeq names its product ankyrin 2a, neuronal (gene ank2a). Lineage: Eukaryota; Metazoa; Chordata; Actinopteri; Characiformes; Serrasalmidae. The record is from RefSeq and is a predicted model, not a curated record. Gene Ontology annotation, molecular function: protein binding. The coding region runs from base 32 to 5512 and encodes 1826 amino acids. The transcript is spliced from 48 exons. Gene Ontology annotation, biological process: signal transduction; regulation of cardiac muscle contraction; protein localization to T-tubule. Gene Ontology annotation, cellular component: T-tubule.